Messenger RNA from Etheostoma cragini (Arkansas darter), 333 nucleotides. Its product is annotated as putative bifunctional UDP-N-acetylglucosamine transferase and deubiquitinase ALG13. The transcript has 3 exons. The coding region runs from base 4 to 333 and encodes 109 amino acids. Lineage: Eukaryota; Metazoa; Chordata; Actinopteri; Perciformes; Percidae. The record is from RefSeq and is a predicted model, not a curated record.
GCCAUGGCGAUCCCGGCGUCCUCUCCCUGGUUGGUUAACGAGAUGGGUGAGCCACUCUGCACCGUGGUGGCUCCGCCCCCUUACUCCUACGACCCUAACGGCAGUGACUUACCCAGAGACUGCAGAGUCCUGCAGUAUUACUUUAACCUCGGAGUCCAGUGGUACCAUCAGAGCUGCUGGCAGCAGCAGCAGCAGGUGUACCCCACCUCCUCCCCGGACCCCUCCUACUCCUACCAGCACUACCCCCCCUACCUGAGCCAGGAGCCCCCCCUGCAUGGUAAGACCCCCUCUGAUUGGCUCCUACCAGCACUGCCCCCAUCAUAUACUCUGUGA